GACACGACUUACUAGUGUACGUGCUUGUAUGUUAGUGAAAUGUUACGAAGCGUCAUUUCCUAUUUCCUAUUUGCCGGAGGUAUCACAUCCUUCCUGGUGCGACCGGUUUCCCCUCUUGAUCCUCGAAUCGUGAGAGGUACAGUAACUGACAUACAGCAACAUCCUUAUCAAUUGAGCCUCCAGCGAGGUUUAUGGCACGUUUGCGGAGCCGUCAUCAUCAGUAAUAAAUGGGCUGUCACGGCGGCUCAUUGCGUUAGCGUAUGCUUAUCAUCGCGAUAUUUUCAUAUACCAGCGCGUGCAUUCCGUUGCAGUUCGCCGGCGAGCGUUUACAGACUUCGCGCAGGAAGUAACGACAAAUACGGGGGCGUCUAUUAUCCAGUUAAAGAGAUCGUUCGACACCCCGCCUACAAUUUCCUGACGAUCGAUUACGAUAUCGCCCUUCUCGAGAUCGACGGCGAAAUCGCAUUUAACGAUAAGGUGCAACCAGUGAAGCUGCCGGAAAAGGAACUCGCGAGUGGCAUUAUGGUGAACGUCACCGGAUGGGGAGCGGCGAAGGCAGGUGGAAAACCAUCACCAGUGUUAAUGAGAGUAACGCUGCCGAUCGUAAGCAGAAAGACGUGUCGAGGCAUAUACAGAUAUAUCCGCAGCAUCACCGAUCGAAUGAUUUGCGCGGGUUACAUGCGUGGCGGUCAAGACGCGUGUGAUGGAGAUUCGGGCGGACCCCUUACGGCGGAUGGCGUCCUGUAUGGAAUUGUAUCCUGGGGAUAUCGAUGCGCUGAACCGUUUUAUCCUGGUGUUUACACCAACGUUGUAAAUCUCCUCUGGUGGAUAAAGUGGAUCAAGUCAUCACUCGCGGUCAUCAGCGUGAAAAAAAUGUCCCAAAAAUUCAUUCUGUUAUUCUGCGUACUUCUAGUGUACACUGUUAAUACCGAAAAGCACGAAUAUGUGGUCAUCGAGGAUUAUCCGUACCAUGUAUCGAUCCAGAUAGCCGGACGACACGUUUGCAGCGGCGCAUUUAUACACGAAUCAUGGAUUAUGACUGCGGCAUCCUGUGUUUUCAGAGCAAAGUUGUCGACGGUAUCCGUACGCGUACGUUCUCCUUACAUUUCCAAGGAUGGCGAUGUAUUAAAGAUAGAAAAUAUUGUGGUGCAUGAGAAUUUUGAUAAGUAUGUAUACUUCAACGAUAUAGCAUUGAUGAAGCUAAAGAGUCCCGUAGAGUUUGGAGAAAAGUUGCUCCCUAUCGCGCUCCCGGAGAAGGAAAACGAGGAACUCCAGGACGGGAUCCAUUGUGUCGUGACCGGCUGGAAACGAACUCGGGGGACCAGCCCGAACGGAGUUCAGCUCGCAGCGGCCGCUGUGGCGAUCGUAAAUCAGCGUACGUGCAGGGCGACAAUGCCGAGCUACAAGCCGCUGUCUCGGGAUAUGUUGUGCGCCGCUAACGUGACUCACCCGUCGGAGACAUGUCAGGGUGAUCUAGGUGCGCCUCUAGUAUCGUCGCAGAUGCUGAUUGGCAUUCUAUCCUAUGGAUUAGGUUGCGAAACCAGGAUACAUCCAGGUGUCUAUACUCGUAUCAGCAGCUACUUACCUUGGAUCUUUACGAACACUGGUGUCUCUUACAAAUGAGGCAGAAUAUAUGAUCGUCAAUUUUAAUUAACUAUAUACAACUUAUAGCACAUCAUGCUUUUCUUAUUAUAAUAAAACAAAUUCUGCAAA
Temnothorax curvispinosus is the source of this 1713-nucleotide messenger RNA. Its product is annotated as serine protease 53-like. NCBI's taxonomy places the organism in Eukaryota, Metazoa, Arthropoda, Insecta, Hymenoptera, Formicidae. Gene Ontology annotation, biological process: proteolysis. The record is from RefSeq and is a predicted model, not a curated record. The coding region runs from base 40 to 1623 and encodes 527 amino acids. Gene Ontology annotation, molecular function: serine-type endopeptidase activity. The transcript is spliced from 12 exons.